This is a messenger RNA of Anopheles bellator, 1535 nucleotides long. RefSeq names its product L-dopachrome tautomerase yellow-f2-like. Gene Ontology annotation, cellular component: extracellular region. The coding region runs from base 79 to 1353 and encodes 424 amino acids. NCBI's taxonomy places the organism in Eukaryota, Metazoa, Arthropoda, Insecta, Diptera, Culicidae. The transcript is spliced from 3 exons. The record is from RefSeq and is a predicted model, not a curated record.
UUGAAAACGUUGGGAAGUGUUGCGAUUUGAAGAAAUCUGUUAAAAAUAUAUGUUUAUAUCUAUUGUUCAAAGAGCAAAAUGUUUGAGCCGGCUAUUGUUAAGUUAGUUUAUACGUGUAUUAUUGUUGGCUCCAUGGCUACAGAGUUUGAAAAAGUGUUCGAAUGGAAACAACUGUCCCAUGCCAAGUUUCUGGAUUCUAAAAAAGCAAGUGAUGGUAUUCUCUUUCCGAAACUAUUGGGAGAUGCAGAGAAUGAUAUAUUUCAGGCCUACAAUAACGUCCCGAUGGGUGCAACGCAUCAUAAGAACCGAGUGUUCAUAAGCAUUCCGCGCCGGCGUCCGGGAGUUCCUGCUACGCUUAACGUGAUCGACCUGUCGAAAGUUGCUAAAGGUGACCGAAGUCCUGCGUUGUCCGCAUAUCCUUCCUACCUCACCAAUGCCCUAGAGCCCGGCUUUGAAGCAAAUCUAGAUCGUCUCGUGUCGGUAUACCGCACAAGGGUUGAUGCUUGCGAAAGAUUGUGGUUCGUGGAUACCGGAAUGGUAACAUAUCCUGGUAAAGAACUGCAGGUGCAACGUCCUCAGCUGUGGAUUAUCGAUUUGAAGCUCGAUAAGCUGGUUCAUCGUUAUACCAUUCCGGAAUCAAUCGUAGCCGAAGGUGUCGGAAUGGCCAGCCUGACGGUGGAUGUGGAACAGUCCAAUUGCAGCGCAGCGUUUGCCUACAUUCCGGAUCUGAUUGCAAAUGCCAUCUACGUGUACAGUCUCCAGGACGACGAUAUGUGGUCGUAUAAGCAUUCGUCCUUUGCAUACGACCGUGCACGUGCCAAUUUCCACGUUGCUGGCCAUCGCUUCGAGUGGGACGAUGGAGUGUUUUCGAUAGCAGUUGGCCCGUACGACCCAGCGACCAGGUCGAAGCUCAUCUACUAUCAUCCGAUGGUUAGUACGACCGAAUUUGGUACAACUGCGAGUGUAUUGCAGAAUAAAUCGAUCGCGUUGUCGAACAACUACGAAGGGCUAUUCCGGCCGCUGGGUGACCGAGGCCCCAACACGCAAUCCACUAUGCAUCAUUACGAUUCGUUGACUGGAGUGAUGUUCUAUGCGGAGGUGAACCGGAAUUCGAUUGGUUGCUGGAACACGUCUCAAGGUUAUGGAGCCGAUAACUACGCGGUGGUGCAUUUGGACAAUCGGGAACUGAUCUAUCCUAGUGAUUUGAACAGCGAUGCCAACGGAACAUUGUGGGUGUUAACAAACAGAUUUCCCGUCUGGCUUUACUCUCGAUUGAACGAAAGUGAAUACAAUUUCCGUCUUUGGCGACAGAACUCAUCUGUCGCGAUUCAGGGCACUAAAUGUGAAAAUUAAGCACAGUGUAGUUACUAAAAAGGGUUGGAAAGAUUCGGCUUAUUCAGGAUCAUUACAGGAUUGGUUUCUCAUGGUUAUAAAGGGUUUUAUUUCCUUGAUUUAUGGAAUGGGAAGGGUUCUUAUAUGCGUUUAGUUAAUAAUGAAACAAGGCCGUAGUUCGGAAAACCAACACUAAUAAAAUA